Messenger RNA from Nicrophorus vespilloides, 3538 nucleotides. RefSeq names its product sterol regulatory element-binding protein 1 (gene SREBP). Gene Ontology annotation, molecular function: RNA polymerase II cis-regulatory region sequence-specific DNA binding; DNA-binding transcription factor activity, RNA polymerase II-specific; protein dimerization activity. The coding region runs from base 115 to 3276 and encodes 1053 amino acids. Gene Ontology annotation, biological process: regulation of transcription by RNA polymerase II. The record is from RefSeq and is a predicted model, not a curated record. NCBI's taxonomy places the organism in Eukaryota, Metazoa, Arthropoda, Insecta, Coleoptera, Silphidae. The transcript has 10 exons. Gene Ontology annotation, cellular component: nucleus.
CAUCGUGAGCUCGCUGAUUCGCUGACCGCAGUCUUCGUGAUCUGCUGGAGUAUUUUGAUUUCGGUGAGGCGUAGAAUCCAAGUGUUUUGCGUUCUGCAGGUGAGAUUUUCCGCGAUGGCUGAAAACAGCAGCCAGUUCUCCGCUGGAGACACCUUCGACAUGAGCGAAAUAAGCAGCAUAGAUGAGCUGCUCAAAGACUACGAUUCAGAGAUCCUUAACAACAGCCUGCUGUUCGCCAACGAUGGACUGCUCACGCAAAUCGAUGAUGGACUGCUCACACAAAUCGAUGAUCAAUUGUCAAUGGACACAUUCCCAUUGGAUUUAGAUGGAAUGCAGAACAAUCCCUUUAUGGACUCGAGUAGUCUCUCACCAAAUUCCCUGUACACCACUCCGCAGGUGUCUCCAGAGUUUGUUCAGGCUUCUCCGACGCAUCAGCAGACAUACAGUCCUGUAAAGCAGGACGUGCCGCAGAAGAUGCAGCAGACUUUUCCUGUGAAAUUGGAGCAGAUAGUGCAUCCUCCGCAACCUGCAACUGUAAUAAUUUCAUCACCAAACAUAAUUCAGCAGACCACAGAGCAGAUGGUUUACUCACAGAUACCAAGGAGCCAACAUUUAAUAGUGCAAACUAGCAAGCCGAAGAUGAACACCCAACCGUUGUUGGUGCAGAACAUAGGCCAAUUGGACAAAAUUCAACCUGUCAUUGUUCAAACUAAAUUAAUUAAAACUGAGCCUCAGAAUAUUCAGCCAGCCACUGUUAUGUACACGACGACUCCAGUGACCACAUCGAACACUCAAGUGCACACAUUGAUAAACACAAAUGGUCAACUUUUUACUACAGGAAUACCUUUGGUUUUGGAUCAGGAGAAGGUGGCUAUCAACAGGAUACAGACCACUGGAAAAGAGCCUAAAGUGAAAGAGGUGAAGAGGAGCGCUCAUAACGCGAUCGAGCGUAAAUACAGGACGAGCAUCAACGAUAAAAUCGUGGAGCUGAAGAAUAUCAUUGUGGGAGUUGACGCCAAGCUGAAUAAAUCGGCGAUUUUAAGGAAGACCAUCGAUUAUAUCAGAUUCCUACAGAACAGCAAUACUAAAUUGAAGCAGGAGAAUAUGGCUUUGAAGAUGGCUGCGCACACGAACACGUUGAAGGACCUUUUGGUAACAGGAUGUGCGACUGAAGAUAUCCACAUGACGAGUUUCGUCACGCAGAACACUCCACCACCUUCGGACGUAUCUUCUCUUUCGCCUACGCAUUCUGUUCCUUCCAGUCCGGAGUAUUCUGGACAGCAGUUCAAGGAGGAUAGCGAAGACGAACCUAUGGGAAUUACAAGAGGAAUGUUGGAUCACUCGAGGAUCGCGCUUUGCAUGUUCAUGUUGGCAGUGGUCUCUUUCAAUCCAUUUGGAAUAGCUUUGAAUACAAUCUCUGGUAGCGACCAUGACUUUUCAACAAGGAAAAUCUUGCAAUAUGGAGAGAGCGGUUCUUUAGCAUGGGGAAGCUCGGUUCUACUACUCUGGCUCAUAAACCUUUUGGUACUUGGCUUCUGCUUUGUCAAGAUGUUCGUGUACGGAGAUCCCAUAGUUCCAUCCAAGUCCAAAGAGGCUCAGAUCUUCUGGAGACAUAAAAGACAAGCCGAUUCAUACAUGUGCGAAGGCGACAACGUCAGAGCCAAGCAGGAGCUGAAGAGGUGUUUGCAGACGUUCGGGUUAUCUCUACCGACGAGCCGUUUCGAAAUGUUCACCUCGUUCACCUGGCAAAUGGUCAGACAGAUCUUCCACAGACUCUGGAUAGGACGUUGGUUGUCCAGGCAUACCGGCGGCUUCAUGGCUGACGGACUGACGAAACACGAAGCCUUGACAUCUUGCCGCGAAUUGGCAAUGGUUUAUCACAGAUUGAACCAGAUCCACUUGGUCGAGGGUCGCUCCGAUACCAGCCAUCUGACCGGCCUAGUUUUGGCCUUGAACUCUGUGAAUUUGGCGGAAGCUGCUGGAGCAAUGCUGCCGCCCAUUCAGCUGAUUGAAAUCUACGUUUGCGUUGCACUGCGCGUCAAAGCCAGCUGCUACAAUUUCACCCAAGGAAUUCACCGGUGCUACUUAAAUUUGGCAAAGCAAGCGACGACGAACGCCUGCGAUCCCAUCCCGUCGAGAUUGAAGUGGAUCUUCACGUCAUAUGGUCAUAAAUUCUUUACAGCCCAGAAGAUUGUCUCCUUCGAAGAAGAGGAGACGCAUAAAGUGCUCGUUUAUAGCAGCGAGGGGAAUAAAUCUGAUCCGAUUGCGUUCGUAAUCAGGUUAUACAGGGAGCAUCUGAUUGAAAAGGCGUUGCAAAAUGUGGUGGCUCCCGGCACCAAGAACGACGAUGAGAAUCUUAGAAAGUCCACCCACGCUGACGCUUUGAACUACAUUCAAUUACUUUUCGAGAGCGUUGAAACGGACGUUUCUACCAUCUUCAAUUCCACUGUAAUUCACAAAUACGACGAUGAAAUCGCCAAUUGGUGGACCAAUAUCAUAGCUUGCGCAUGUUAUUGGUUGUUGGGUGAGGAGAGCAACGCGGAGAGGCUGUACUCGAAGGUGGAGAAUUUACCGCAGGUUUUGGAAAACUUGAACGAUCCUUUACCGAAGGCCAUCCUCGCUGCUUACAUGGCCAGGAAGGCUUACAUUUCGCGCGAGACCAGCGAUCAACAUGUUCUCAAGCAGUGCGAAUUCGCGAGCCAAUUGAUCGAGGAUAGCCUCACCUUCAACAGCUGCAAAAAGCAAAACAACAAAGUUCUGUUGACGCAGCUGAUGGUGUGCGAUUGGCUUCUGGAGACGCAGACGGCAUUGUGGGAGGAAGGGUUGGAAGCGGAUUCCAACAACGGCCCCGUCUCAAACGCCAUUCUAUCCGCUUUCCAGAAGGAUUUGACGUCCCUGCGGAGUUUAGCCCAGUACAUUCCGUCCGCUCUUCCACGCGUGUUCUUAUACGAGGCUACGUCCAGGUUGAUGGCCGGAGCGGCCCCAGGUCGCACUCAGCAGCUUUUGGAUAGGAGUUUAAGACAUCGAUAUUCAAAAUCAUCUAUAAUCUGCGGAAAAGACAAGAAUCAGCAGGAUUUUGGCGGCGAAAGGCAGCACGCGGCAGCUUUGUACAUGGCCUGCAAACAUCUUCCUGGACAACUGAUUUCCUCUCCUGGCGAAAGGGCCGGAAUGCUCGCCGAGGCUGCGAAGACUUUGGAGAGGAUCGGCGAUAAGAAGCGGUUGCAGGAUUGCUACAAAUUGAUGAAAACCUUGGGUCCUAAUUCGGUUACAAACUAAUGAUUUUAUUUUUCUUUAACUGUAUAAAGUAUUUAUUUUAUACUUUCUUGUAAGUAUUUAAUUUUAUUUUCUUAACGCUUUAAUGAUCUCGUUCCCUAUAUAGAUUGGAUAAUGUCAUGUCUAUAUAGAAAUAUUGAAAAUAUGGACGGGAUUUUAGUCAGUACCUUAUUAGUUAAGUGUAGAAAGAGUAAUAAUAGUUAAGUUUCGUCGAAGACGCAUAUUCUUAAGUUUGUAUUUUAUAAAUUUAUUAUAUAACCAAUCA